CUCCAAUCAAUCGUCUACUUACCCCAAACCGGGGCUUCGAUAUCUCAUCUCCAUCCAAUCCACUGGCACUGGCUUCGUAUACAAAAAGAAAAUAAAGGGCGGAAUACGCCGCUGAUCUUCAUUCCUUCACAUCAGUCUUAAUCCAAUCUAAUCUAUUAAAGAUCAACAACAUCUUCAAACUAAGAAGACCAGAUCGAUAGAAGGAAAAUGUCCUACAACAACAACAACACCCACCACCCCAUCGCCUCAGCAGACAAAGUCCCCACUAUCCACACAAUCCAUCCUAUGAAACGCUCAACGUCCUACUCUCCCGCCGCCCAGGAGAGCGGCGACGAAGAGUACAAGCACCACCACAUCAAGAAAGACAGCGCGAGCAGCACAGUAGCAUGUGGCAACGACCAUAAAGUGAAAGCGGCACUGACGGAGCUUCUCAACGACGACGGUGUGAGAUCUAAUGCGCGCGGAAGCAGAUCGGUACAGAACUUGCUUAUGGAUACGGAGAAGGCGUUGAGGAAGCAGCGUAGGGAGUCGCUGUCGGGACGGGCUUCGAUUUCGUUGGCGAAGUGAGGUGAUAUCGGUGUCGAUAUGGGGAUUUAUUUUUAAUUAUUUGGUGAUGACUUGACUGUCGAAUGGUGGCUGCUUUGCGCUGUAUGCAGGGUGUGUAUGUGGCAUGGUCGUCGAGUCGAAUUCCUCGUGCUGGUCUGGUCUGGUCUGGUCGGUACAAGAGGUGCGCGCUGUGUCGAUGAGAUGAGGGUCUUAAGCUGCUUCUGAUGAUUGUGAUGCUAUGUGAGCCGGCUGCAUAUGGAGCUGCUUGAUUCAAUAUGGUUUCAUGCAGGGUAGUAGGGCUGAGGGCUGGAGGUUUGAGGCACAGUUGAUGCGCCGUUGCAGGAGCUCGAAACGAUACAUGUCUAUUGGUG
Molecule: messenger RNA, 917 nt
Organism: Aspergillus neoniger CBS 115656
Lineage: Eukaryota; Fungi; Ascomycota; Eurotiomycetes; Eurotiales; Aspergillaceae
Exons: 1
Coding region: 208-567 (119 amino acids)
Source: RefSeq, a predicted model, not a curated record